UUUCAAAAUUUCACCCUCAUCUUACCAAUUAAGCUAAGCUAAUUAGGGUAAGGUUGAAUACAGAGAUGAGUAACCUCCCGGUUACUGACCCGCCUGAGACCAAAUCUACGGGCUUUUUCGCUUCCAUGUCCUCCAUGUUCGGCAGCGCCAGGCGGGAAUCGAGUAGAUCGCACUCACCGGAACGCCUCAAUUUGGAAGGAUUAGAAGUCAUAAAUCCCGAGGGAGGAAAAGAUGAUGCAGCAGAGGAAGCUAAAAAAGGAAGAUUUAAACCGGAGGAAAGAGAUAGUUUCUUCAAAAUGAUGAAAAAUUACAUUGGGGCAGAUGUGACAUCAUUGGUAACACUACCAGUUACUAUCUUUGAACCUAUGACUAUGCUUCAGAAAAUGGCCGAGUUGAUGGAGUACUCCCACUUGCUUGAUAAAGCAGAUGAGUGUGAGGAUCCAUACAUGCGGCUUGUGUAUGCAUCAUCAUGGGCUGUAUCUGUGUACUAUGCAUACCAAAGAACAUGGAAGCCUUUUAAUCCAAUCCUUGGAGAGACCUAUGAAAUGGUUAACCAUGGUGGAAUCACUUUUCUUUCAGAACAGGUUAGUCAUCAUCCCCCAAUGAGUGCUGGGCAUGCUGAGAAUGAGCAUUUCACAUAUGAUAUCACCUCGAAGUUGAAAACUAAAUUCUUGGGAAAUUCUCUGGAUGUUUAUCCUCUCGGAAGGACACGUGUAACUCUCAAGAGGGAUGGUGUAAUCUUAGAUUUGGUGCCACCUCCUACAAAGGUUAAUAACCUGAUAUUUGGACGGACAUGGAUUGAGUCACCUGGGGAAAUGAUAAUGACAAAUUUGACAACUGGGGAAAAAGUUGUACUUUACUUUCAACCAUGUGGAUGGUUUGGGGCUGGUCGCUAUGAGGUAGAUGGGUAUGUUUAUAAUGCUGCAGAGGAGCCUGAAAUUUUGAUAACUGGGAAAUGGAAUGAGUCAAUGCAAUAUCAACCUUGUGAUUUGGAAGGAGAGCCUCGUCCAGGUACAGAAUUGAAAGAGGUGUGGCAUGUUGCUGAUGUUCCAGAGGAUGACAAAUUUGAUUAUACAUAUUUUGCUCACAAAUUAAACAGUUUCGACACAGCUCCAAGAAAACUCUUGCCAUCGGACUCCCGUUUACGCCCAGAUAGAUAUGCACUUGAGAUGGGUAACAUAACCAAAUCUGGUGCUGAAAAGAGCAGGUUGGAGGAGAGGCAGCGUGCUGAAAAGAAAAUAAGGGAGGCCAAAGGGGAAACCUUCAAAACAAAGUGGUUUGAUAUAACUAAAGAAGUGGCAACCACUCCUUGGGGUGACUUGGAAAUCUGUAAAUACAAUGGUAAAUACACUCAGCAUAGAGCUGCUAUAGAUAGCUCAGACAUUGAUGAGGUUGAUAAUAAAUCCGUUGAAUUCAACCCAUGGCAGUAUCCACCACCAUCAUAAUUUUGUCCUCGGUACUCUGUUUUCUCUCUUUUGGAAAGCCUGAGAUAGUGGAAAAUAUCUGUCCUUUUCUGGUUGUUGGCUUGUGUAUAUGGUAUGGUAACUACAGUUCAUUGUUCUGUCUUAAUUGAUCUAUAAUUGUGAUGUAGAAUGUUAUUAGUUUCUGUAG
Arachis stenosperma is the source of this 1611-nucleotide messenger RNA. Its product is annotated as oxysterol-binding protein-related protein 3C-like. The transcript has 11 exons. Gene Ontology annotation, molecular function: sterol binding. Gene Ontology annotation, cellular component: membrane; cytosol; intracellular membrane-bounded organelle. Bases 66 to 1445 code for a protein of 459 amino acids. The record is from RefSeq and is a predicted model, not a curated record. Lineage: Eukaryota; Viridiplantae; Streptophyta; Magnoliopsida; Fabales; Fabaceae.